Bicyclus anynana (squinting bush brown) is the source of this 4889-nucleotide messenger RNA. RefSeq names its product tetratricopeptide repeat protein 21B. The record is from RefSeq and is a predicted model, not a curated record. Bases 489 to 4409 code for a protein of 1306 amino acids. Gene Ontology annotation, biological process: protein localization to cilium; intraciliary retrograde transport. Gene Ontology annotation, cellular component: intraciliary transport particle A. The transcript has 13 exons. Gene Ontology annotation, molecular function: protein binding. NCBI's taxonomy places the organism in Eukaryota, Metazoa, Arthropoda, Insecta, Lepidoptera, Nymphalidae.
UGUCAAUGUCAAACUGAUAAGAGAGAUAACCCCUGGGAAUAUACCUAACUUCUAUAAAUAUAAUAUUUAAUAGUUUCGGCGCAGUACUUAUAAAUUUAAAAUUUAAAGCGUUUCAAAUUCUAUCGCAUAUCAUAUCCAUGUCUGGGAUGACAACACGGCUAAGGGCCUUCUCCACGCAAGCGUUGAAGGUUGUCAACAAUGUUGCUAGGCAACAGUUCGUUGUGACUCUGCAAAGCGGUACGCAAACAGCAGAAGCUACCAUAGACUAUGAUAAGCAAGGCAAGAUAAUAAGUUACCUCCACACAAAUGUACCAACUGAGUUUCAAGGGAAAGGUGUUGGAAAAUUACUAGCAGAGCAUGCUUUUACUUAUGCAUUGGAUAACAGCUUGGAUGUGAUAUGCAAAUGCCAUUAUCUUGCUAAAUAUUAUCAAGAUAACUUAAAUAAAUUCAAGAAACUUCAAGUAAAAUUAAUCUUGGAUUAGUUAAAAAUGGAUCUUAUGUGGUAUAGAUGUAAUGUACAUUAUUAUUUACGAGAAAAAUGUUAUGAAAAAUCUAAAAAAAUAUGUCAGGAAGCUGCAAAAAAAUUUACUGACACUACAGAAUUUCUAUUUUUUCAUGGCUUAGCAAAUUUACUAGAAGGUCAGGUGCAAAAAGGUAUAAAUGAUUUGUUGCCUUUGCAAUCAGAGAGAAACAUACAAUUUGCCAUUUUAAUGGCACUUAUUUAUGGUCAUAAACUAUUAAAUAGCUAUGAAAGAGAUGAAUUGUAUAACUUGGAAUCUAAAUUAAAAGAAGAAAAGAAGCAAGCUAACACGUCUUCUUUCUAUUAUGCUGGUAUGUUCUUGUCACUGGCAGAAAAGUAUGAAAAAGCUUCUGAAUAUGUCAACAAGUCAUUGCGUAAAGAUCCUAAUAAUUUAGAGGCUAUAGUGUUAAAAGGCUACAAUGAUAUGUAUAUGAAUGUUGGUGAAGUACAAACUUCAAUUCUGGAUUGUUUUGAGUUGGCUCUACAAAAAAGUGAUCGACAUAUUGAAGCCAUGUUGGGUUUGGCAAAGUAUAGAUACUUCACCAAAGACUACAAUGCUUGUAAUUCAUUGUUAGAUAAACUUAUAGUAAAUUAUCCUGGUCAAAUUGUUCCCAUAACAGAAAAGUUGAAAAAUGAAUUUGCAGCUUUACGAUGGGAUGCUGUACAUGAUUCCUUAGAGAGAGUGCUUUCCUUAGAACCUACUAACUUAGAAGCUUUAAAAGUACGAAUAUUCGUUGCACUCUGUAAACAUUCAGACUACAUUGAAGCAGUUGAUCAACUGAAUACUUUUUUUACUGUAUUAGAGAAUGAGGAACCAAACAAUGGUUAUCAAUUUUAUAACACAGCCCAAAUUUUUUCCAAAAUUUCUGGAAGAUCUAGUGCAGUACUCUCGCAAGUAUUCAAAUUUGCACAGUAUGCAUCAGAAAUGUAUUCAAAUAAUGUUGAUUAUUUAAGUGAAGUUGGUUAUCAGUGUAUUCUACAGGGAAAAUACAAAGAUUCAUUGAGUUUUUUCAAAGCUGCCAGCAAAGUGGACAGUAAUUCUAUAACAGCUUUGUGUGGAUUGACUCUUUGUCAAAUGUUUGAAAAUGGACCGACAGAUCAGAUUGCACAGCAAGUUGAAUUAUUGUUUGAAAUGCAAGGAACACAAAAGUUUCCAAUUCUUUAUCUAUUAUCGGCGCAAUUAAACAGUAAGAAUUCUAAUGCUGUAACAUUUCUCAAUAACGCAAUUGAUACCCAAAUAUCAGCAGCCUCUCGCUAUCCAUAUAGUUUGUCAUACAUAAAAAGACUAGACCCAGAUUUUUUGUUGGAGGUAUACAAAGAGUACAAGAAACAUUUACCUAAGAAACCUUUUGUCAUUGUUGGAUAUAUCUUAUACACUCAAGAAGAAAAGAAUACUUCAGUGGCGAGCUGUUUUAGACUAUUGGACACAAUAUGUAAAGCGUGUCCAGGUUUGAUAACCGCUUUAUAUGAAUUAGCAAAGCUAAAGUUUCUAUUUGGCUAUGCAACUAAAGCUCAGGCAAUAGCUCGACAGAUAGGGGAUCUUGAUAACACACAUGCGGGAAGUCAAGUUCUAUUAGCCCAGAUAUACAUUCAACAAGGCGCAUUUUCAAAAGCGACGCAAACGUUGGAAAUGUGUCUGAGUUACAAUUUUAAAAUACGAGAUAGUGUUAUGUAUCAUUUCCUAAAUGGGAUAAUUUUGAAAAACAUGAAUCAAAUCCAGGAUGCACUAGCCAGUUUUGUUACAAGUCUUCAAAUACUUACAAGCAAGAACAAUGUAAGUAGGCAACAAGAGUCAGAUCUGAAUAUAAUAGAUAAAGCUACGUUAUAUUUACAAAUUAUUGAACUACAAACAACAUUGGGGCAGUUUGGUGAAGCAGGAAAAACUAUGCAAGAAGCCAUUCAAGAAAUAUCUUACACAUCUGAAGAGAGCCGCUUGCUUAUAGCACGGGCCGAUUUAGCUCUAAAUAAAGGCGAUGUUGAUAAUGCAAUAGAAAUUCUAAAUGAAGUGAAACCGGGACAGCCAUAUUAUUUCCAAGCCCACACUAAAAUGGCGCAUAUUUAUCUGAAAGAAAAGAAUGAUCGAGCCAUGUUCACUUCGUGCUAUAAAGAUAUUGUGAAUAAUCAUCCAAUGGCAGAUGCUCAUACCAUGAUGGGUGAUGCUUUUAUGUCAAUUCAUGAACCAAUUCAAGCAGCAGAAUCGUAUGAAACAGCACUGAAAGGAAAUCCCAAAGAUAUUCAGUUGGUCAAGAAGCUGGGGCUAGCUUUAGUCAAAAUGCAUGAAUACGACAAAGCAAUGCAACAUUAUGAAAAUGCUAUCAGAUUGUUGAAUGAUGAUGAACUAAAAUUUGAAUAUUUAGAACUUCUCAUUAAGCUCAAACAAUACGACAAAGUAGACUCGAAUAUAUCCUCCGAAUUAAAUCAGUUGUAUAACAAAGAGAAAGAUGUGCCAACAUUCAAAAGACGCAUACGAUUUCUACUUACACAAGCUAGAACAAGAGACCUAAAGAAUCCUGCAGCAGGAAACACGAAUCUCAUUUUAACAGAAGCGAAAGAUUUACAAAUGGCAGUGCUUAAAAGAGUUGAGAUAGACUCGAGGGGAGAUUUAGAAGAAGAGAAGAAGCAGUUGUCGUCUAUACUUCGCUCUCUAGCUAAAGUCAAGUCUGUCAAGGAACCUGCUGUGGCUGCUAAUUUGUAUACUGAGGCGUUGAUACAUUGUCCGAGAGAUCCCGCAACUUUAUUAGCGUUAGCUAAACUAUAUGCUCAGAUGAAUAAUCCAGAACGAUGCGAAGAAACGUGUGCCGUGCUUUUGAACGCAGACCCCAACAACGAAUCGGCAGCAGUUAUGAUGGCAGAUUUGGCUUUUCGUAAGGUGGAUUUUGAGACAGCCCAACGUCAUUUGGAACAGAUACUGUCAGUGAAGGCAACUAGCUGGGAAGCUCUGGCGCAGCUCAUCGAAGUGCAGUGGAGACGAGGCAAGCUUAGUGAAGUGGAGCAAACACUGGAAACUGCCAAGAAUGCUUUGGAUAGUCAAGAUGAUCCUGGCUACGCAUACUGCUCGGGCCUGCACUCCAUGUACCAGGGCAAGAUGAACGCGGCGCUCCGUCAGCUGAACCACGCGCGCCGCUCGCCGCGCUGGGGACAGGCCGCCGCCAAGCGCAUGGUGCUGCUGUGUCUGUCGCAGCACGCGCCUGACGCCUUGCAGGACAGCCUCACUGCUGGCGACGACUCUGACACACGUCUUCUAGCUCUAAGAACGGCUGAAAAGCUUCUAGCAGAAGUAGCGCACACAGACCGUAAUGCAUUACAAGCACUUCUACAACUGGCGAAUAAGCACAAAUCUCAGGCAGAUAAAGUUCUACAAGAGAUCCUGCCGUUGGCCACGGAAGAUGGCUAUCAGGACGAUCCUUACCUUAUUCUUGCAAUUGCUAACGCGUACAACAUUGUAAAACAGCCAACUCGAGCUAAGAAUAUACUCAAAAGGGCCAUAUCGUCAAUUCCUUGGACGCCAGAAAAAGCCGAUGGUUUAGAGAGGUGUUGGUUAGAAGUAGCAGAUAAUCAGAUAAGCUCUGGACGUACGGAAGCUGCGAAAGAAAUUCUCACAAAAAUCCUCAACCAUAACAGUUCUUGUGCAGCUGCAUAUCAAUAUUUGGGUUUUCUAUCAGAAAAAGAUCAGAAUUACAAAAGCGCUGCGCACAAUUACGACAACGCUUGGGUACACACGGGCAAAAGCGACCUAGCCAUCGGCUACAAGCUCGCCUACGCGUACCUGAAGCUGAAGAAGUAUCCAGAGUGCAUAGUCGUCAGUCGACACAUCUUGAAGAUUCGCCCGGAAUAUCCCAAACUUAAGAAGGAGAUAUUGGAAAAAGCUAAGUCUAAUUUGAGGACAUAGGACUUUGUCCUUAUAAUAAAGAGGGUAGAUACUUUUCGGAUUUUUUUCUUUGGCCAGCUAAAAGGUUUCUUCUAUCGAUUAUUUUUCAUGAUACACUUGUAUGUAGGUUAUAUUUGAGAAAUUUAAGUAAACGUUGUUAACAAGAACAAGAAUUUAUAUGUUUACUUGAUUCCAAUACAGAACAAUUUUAUGUAUUUAAUGGUGUGGUUUUAUAUUGUAAAUUAUUAUUACUGUGUAUAACAGUAUUUUGUUCUAUUUUUUUGACAUUUGUCUUUGACAGUUGCAUUUAAGACAAAGUUUUCAUAACAUUUUUGUCAUUAGACGUGUUUAUAGAAAAAGUAAUGUAAUUUUUGUAAAUACGGGAAGGAAUAGCUUCUAAUAACUCGAAUAUAAAAGCAGAAUUGUCCUAAUUUACUUAAUUUUAAUAUACCACUGUACUAUAUAUUUAGCGAGGUGAAAAAUAAAACACACAAAAACAUG